UUAUAUUAGAAUGCAACCAAGCGCUCUCGCUUAACAUGCGAGGGUGUCCGUGUGAGGGUGAGAGGAGGGCGGUUCUCCAACUUCCCUCACGCGUCGUGGCGCGGCGUUUCUGGUCUGCAUUGCGCAUUCACGAGACAGGCGUAUCGUGGCGGCCACCCCAUCGUCGCGCUUUCGUUGUCGCCGUCGUCGUCAUCGCCGUGGCCAUCCUCGCCGUCGCCGCCAUCAAAUCAGUUUCGGCAGUGAUCUUGAUAAAAGCCCAGCGGCAACAAAAGUGGAGGUCAAAAAAAUCGAGCGAGACACAACAAUCCAACCACACAUUACCAGACACACCGCGUAACAUCUUCACUAAAACGGACUUUCCGUGUGCGGUAUAUAUACGGGGUGGGCGACAGGCGCCGCGAUAUCGAUCCCACGCAAUAUCAGCGCGCCUUGGCUCAGUGUUCCGACGCCGGCGUCCCUCGUGUUCCACUUGCUCCGGUAGUAUACGACUGUCGAGAGACGCGAUUUAUCUUUGACUUUCAGUAGUAUAAGAGGAAUCUGACACUCUCGACCGAACGUCAUGUGGGGCAGAGCAAAUAUGGCUGCUGUGAUCUUUCUUCUAGGAUGGUUAUACGUUCUCACUAGUGCAGAAGCGAGCAAUGCUGAGGUAACGUCGGCCGACGCCGAAGCGGAAACCAUUCUUGAGCGAGCAGCCACGUGGCUAUGGAGUCAACGGGAUAAGGACGCCGGUUGGGGUAACGACACACAUCGAGUACUCCUGGUUCUUCGUCUGGCCAAUAUUUCCCGCGAUGAUAAUGUCGCACCGCCGGCGCCUCUUGAAUUGCAACUCAUUGCCAAGCAGAUGGAACUAGAAAUCGUGCUCUUGCUGUGGAGACAUCGAGAGGUCGGGUUUUCUCCGGUGCAACUGGCACGCUAUACAUUGGCUUUGAACGUGAUGUGUAUGGACCCAAGACAAUUUCACGGUCACGAUCUAAUCGGCACUUUGCAACACCAUGAGCCACCGACCGAUUACGAUUUCGCGCUGACCACACUCGCAGCAUGCAGUGCUCAAGCGCACGUACGCAAACGGCAGAUGCGCCGUCUUUUGGAUAUCGCAAACGCUGCGCAGGAUCAUAACGUCGAUACUAUAGCGAUGCUGAUCUUGGCACUGCGGUGUAUCGUUCAGGAUCACCGGCAUCGCAAUCUUCAUCAUAUCGUUCGUAAACCAUCAAUGGAGUUGGCACGACAGCAAAGGCACGACGGCAGUUUCGGUGAUCUGCGCAACACGGUAUUGGUGAUGCAAGCACUAGAGGAGGUCGAAAACGAACCGGCCGAUAAUUGGAACAGAUCUGCGGCCUUAACCUGGCUAAUCAAUCAGCAACGACCGGAUGGUUCGUUUCACGGCAAUGUCCAUGCUACUGCCGAAGCAAUGUUGGGUGUUGCGCCGCGUGGACUGGCCAGUAUCCGAGCUCUUGACUGCGGACAGGGUUUAUCGGACAAUUCACCAUCUCGUCUGACUACAAGCAACAUUGCAGAUAUUGGGACAUCUGACAAUCAUAGCGAAACUUCUGUGCUGUCAGAAACAACGGGAAAUAACACAAGCAAUGUGGAUACCACGCUCACCACGGCGCCGGUGCUUGUAAACGUGUCGUAUACUUUGUGGGUUGGCAGCAAUGUAAACGAAACAUACAAUUUGACAGUAACCGCCCCCAAGAACGAGACUUUCUACAGUGUGAUGUUGUUGGCAUCAAGCAUGUCUCCUCAUUUUCAAUUUACUGCUUCCGAAUGGCCUAACGGUCACUACGUUCACACACUGGCUGGCUACAAAGAGGAACCGAUGUCCUAUCACUACUGGUUACUUUACAGACUGCCCUCACCGCCGGAACCGUCCUCGCCGCCAGGGAACCAAUUGGUUGCGCCUGGAGGUGUUGACAACUUGCAGAUUAGCGAAGGAGAACAUUAUCUCUUCUGGUACAAGAAGCUAUGAAGUGUGCUGCAAGAGGAACAUAGAGAACAAAGUAAUAAAAAGUAAUUUAAAAAAUGUAACACAAGGGGAAGGAUAAAUAUUCCGAGAAAUAUUAAGAAGAAAGCAUGAUUAUAUAAUUAUAUGUAUUGAAUGAGAAAGAAAGAGAAAGAAUUAAGGGAAGAAUGAAUGAGUGAGUGAGCGAAUAAAUGAGGAAAAGUAUGAGUGAAGGAGCGAAAAAA
Messenger RNA from Vollenhovia emeryi, 2184 nucleotides. RefSeq lists its product as uncharacterized. Gene Ontology annotation, molecular function: cobalamin binding. The transcript is spliced from 8 exons. Gene Ontology annotation, biological process: cobalamin transport. The coding region runs from base 560 to 1966 and encodes 468 amino acids. The record is from RefSeq and is a predicted model, not a curated record. NCBI's taxonomy places the organism in Eukaryota, Metazoa, Arthropoda, Insecta, Hymenoptera, Formicidae.